Molecule: messenger RNA, 477 nt
Organism: Astrephomene gubernaculifera
Lineage: Eukaryota; Viridiplantae; Chlorophyta; Chlorophyceae; Chlamydomonadales; Astrephomenaceae
Source: the annotation of a GenBank genome assembly
AGCGACCCUCUGCUGUGCCUUUGCCUUUUUGGCAUUCUCCUGCCUUUGGACCUCACAACGGGCAGGCGCCAUGGCUUCAGACGGACCUCCAGAAAGUUCGGACCCUCCUUCUUUCCCCCCUAUCUUCCCUGUCGCCCCGGGGGUCCCUUCACGUCCCCCUGCGCCCCCUCCAAGUUCCCCACAUCCUCCUCAUCUCCCUCCAAAUUCCCCAUUUCCUCCUCAUCUCCCUCCAAGUUCCCCUCGGCUGCCUCCAAGACCACCCAUGCCCCCCACACGUCCACCUCUCCACCCUCCACGUUCCCCUACGCCCCCUGGCAGCCCACCCACACUCCCAACAAAUCCACCGGUGACUUAUUCCAAUCCCCCUAAACGUCCAGCCCCACGUUACGACCCCGCGAUGCCUCCGAGAGAUUCCCCUCCCAUCGGACCACCCGUGAUGCCCCCAGCACCGAAACCUCCCUCUCCCCUACCCCCAUG